AUGAGUGAUUCGCGCGAUGAGGCAAAAAGACUUCGUGACAAGGAUUUCGAGGAGCUCAUGGCUGCCUGCGACACCGCCAAAAAUGCUGCAAAAAAUGACGGGUCAAUCAUCAGAAAUAUGGAGCAUCUGAAUAUGUAUGAUGAUUUGGUACCAAAAGCCAAUGUCUCGGAUGCAAUCCUUGAUGGCGAUGGAUUUGGCAUCACCACUACAACCGCUGUCGCAAAUCCGAGAGAGAGCCCCUCUAAGAAUCCCUCCACGCGAGUCUACCCUGACUCAUCUACACAUCUUCCGCUCGAUCUCAAUUCCAAUUUUUCUUCACCAGCACCUGAGGCACGUGAAAGGUCCACCUUCAACUCAAAACUAGAUACAACACUGAGGGCGCUGGACAGGCUGGACUCAUCAGUGGAAUCGGAAGAUCCCUUGACAGUUGUUGAAAAGGACGACAAUGGCUUUAUCUUCUAUAAAUGUCGCUUUUGCGGUCUAACUUUCAACUACAUGAACACUCUGCGAGCGCAUGAGAGGGUUCAUAAUAUUUCGCAGCCAUAUGUAUGCGGUAAAUGCGGCGAAUCAUAUGAAUUUGCCUGUCAGCUGGAAUACCACACACUGCAACACGGUGAAACGAAGGGAUACAAGUGCGAAUGCGGACGUACUUUCUUUUCCUACACAGAGAUGUUAUACCAUAAGCAUCCAGAAGAUCUCAAAGAGGAGAAGGAAGCGAAGGAGCUUUAUGGAAGUGCAAAGCUUGUUCACCCAUCAACUAGCCGUGUUGCGCUUCUCCAAGAUAUGCCUAAUCCAGCAUUUGUGGAAGAGGGUUAUGAGCCGAAGCAUCCAAUGAAGGUCUAUUCCGACGUCCGCUCAAAGCCGUAUAUAUGUGAAUAUUGCUCAAAAAGUUAUGCCGAUAGUCGUCAACUCGCCUAUCAUAUGUACAGUCACAGAGGCGAACGACAGUUUAAUCCACGCUCCUCAAGAUAUCUAAUGGGUCGCCAAGGAGUAGGAUACACUGAUCGUAGAUCGUACGCUUUGUUUCCGUUAACUAGUGGUUAUGUACCCCCUAUGUAUUGAUUGUGCUUCAUUGAUUUCAUAGUAAAUAGCUGGACAUGUUCAACCGUUCG
Molecule: messenger RNA, 1112 nt
Organism: Cylicocyclus nassatus
Lineage: Eukaryota; Metazoa; Nematoda; Chromadorea; Rhabditida; Strongylidae
Source: the annotation of a GenBank genome assembly